CCGGGGGUAGGAGGCUGGAGCAAAAAGUGACUUGCGCCCUCGUCACUUCGCUGCCGAAUCCGCUGGGCAGCCCGCCCGAUCCGGCCCGCCACCACCUCGGCCAUGGAAACCGCCGGCAACCCUGAGGCUGCGGGGACAGGUGACCGACCCGCAGAGCCCUCCGCCUUGCACGCCUCUCUCGCGGGUCUCUCUAUCCAGAGAGCUGAGCUGGGCGACCGAGGCCCAUCGGCACGCGAAUUCGACCUAGCCACCUCCUUAGAGAGGGGGUGGGAAUCGCCAAACUUCUCCCUUCUUUUUGACUUCACCCUUGGAUACCAUCAAGGCCAGAGGAUGGAACCAAGAUAACAUAAAAUAGAAUGUAUGCUACAAGAAGGCAAGAACCUUGCUUGCUUUAUUCAUUGUUAUAUCCCUAGCUCCUGUUACAGUGCCUGGCAAAAAAGCAAGUACAUUGCCUCAACACAGCGACCUGACGGGACCUGGCGCAAGCAGCGGAGGGUGAAAGAAGGCUAUGUGCCCCAGGAGGAGAUUCCAGUGUAUGAAAACAAGUAUGUGAAGUUUUUCAAGAGUAAACCAGAACUUCCCCCUGGGCUGAGCCCCGAGGCCACUGCUCCUGUCACGCCGUCCAGGUCUGAAGGUGGUGAACCAGGUCUCUCCAAGACAGCCAAACGCAACCUGAAGCGAAAGGAGAAGAGGCGGCAGCAACAGGAGAAAGGAGAGGCAGAGGCCUUGAGCAGGACUCUUGAUAAGGUGUCCCUGGGAGAGACAGCCCAACUCCCCAGUGUUCCACAGGGCUCCCGGGCAGCCCCAACAACUGCUUUUGACCAGCCUGACUCAGCUGCCGCCACUGAGAAAGCCAAGAAGAUAAAGAACCUAAAGAAGAAGCUUCGGCAGGUGGAAGAGCUGCAGCAGCGGAUCCAGGCUGGGGAAGUCAGCCAGCCCAGCAAAGAGCAGCUGGAGAAGCUAGCAAGGAGAAGGGCGCUGGAGGAGGAACUAGAGGACUUGGAGCUAGGCCUGUGAGGCCUUUGGGGAAUAGGGAAUGGACUGCAGAACAAACCAUGGGGCUCCCUGGGGUCCGGGGGAAUGUGGGCAGUAGCAAUCAGGAGGGGUACCACCCGUACUGGCUCACUUCCACCUCUUGCGGCCCAACUCUGUCCUCCAGAGCUUAGACUCUCUCUCAUUCCUUCCCUUUUCUUUCCAACUCCUAUUUUUUGGACUUUCCCUAUUCCAUUCCCAGUGUUCAAAAUCUCAGUGACUACCCCAGGUACCUUUGCUGCUGAUUUGGGUGUCUCGUUUAAAAGAAAAUUGGGUGGGUGGGAAUCUCAGAGAACUGAGGUUGAGGGUGGAGGGAGUGUGCCCAAGUCUUGGAGUCUUGGUUCCUGGUCACAGUGUUUAUGGGUUAUUUCGCCCUCCAUCCCUUACCUCUUUUUUUUUUUUUUUUUUUUUUUUUAAAGAACAAGAAUAAACUCAAGUAGGAAACAUG
This is a messenger RNA of Galeopterus variegatus (Sunda flying lemur), 1480 nucleotides long. It is a transcript of the gene PYM1, whose product is annotated as within bgcn homolog (Drosophila). The transcript is spliced from 5 exons. Gene Ontology annotation, biological process: exon-exon junction complex disassembly. Gene Ontology annotation, molecular function: RNA binding. Lineage: Eukaryota; Metazoa; Chordata; Mammalia; Dermoptera; Cynocephalidae. Gene Ontology annotation, cellular component: cytoplasm; exon-exon junction complex. The record is from RefSeq and is a predicted model, not a curated record. The coding region runs from base 361 to 1017 and encodes 218 amino acids.